Molecule: messenger RNA, 780 nt
Organism: Aspergillus tanneri
Lineage: Eukaryota; Fungi; Ascomycota; Eurotiomycetes; Eurotiales; Aspergillaceae
Exons: 1
Coding region: 1-780 (259 amino acids)
Source: RefSeq, a predicted model, not a curated record
AUGUCCGACCCGAAUCCACUCCUCCUGCUUGUGCAGCAGCUCCAGCAAGAGCUCCAAAACCAGCGCCUUGAUAUUCAAAACCAGCGUAAUGAAAUACAGCAACUACGUGCGGACCUUGAUGCUUCCCGAACAGAUGUCCACCAGCUUCGUACGCAGCUUCUUUCCGUCCAGACACCCAGAUCCCGCCUGCCAGAUCCGCCUCGCUUUAACGGUAAACCAUACACGCUUCGCACAUGGCUCCCGUCAAUUAAAGCAAAACUUCGAUCAGACCAGCUCGUAGGAGCUGAUGCUUUUGACUAUGUAUGGGAUCGACUAGAACAGUCUCAGCAAGCUUCUGUCCUGCACCUCCGCCAAUCUGCCGAAGAAAACCAGCUAUGGGAUCCUGAAGUUAUUUUCUCUUUUUUUCAGCGUCUAUGCCAUAACCCACGGGAACAGCAGGAGGCUAUUCAGCGCUUUACUUCUAUACAACAGAGGGAUGACGAAUCGCUUAUCGCCUACCUUGCUCGUUUUGAACGACUUUCAUAUGAAGCCAAUGUAAACUCAUGGCCAGAUAUAUCACGUGUUACCACGCUACACCGGGGGCUACGGCCUAAUCUCCGUCGAAUACUAGAAGACUCGAAUAAUUCUCUCUUUGAUCUUCCCUAUAAUGAAUAUAUUGAACUUGUCCAGAGUACCGAUCGGCGUACCCGUCCUAGUCCAAAAUCAGCCCCGAAACCAGCUUUGACCCCGAAUACAGACCCAAUGGAUACUGAUCCGGUCGAGUCAACUCAGUUAAAAUAA